This is a messenger RNA of Hippocampus comes (tiger tail seahorse), 3500 nucleotides long. It is a transcript of the gene pald1a, whose product is annotated as phosphatase domain containing paladin 1a. The record is from RefSeq and is a predicted model, not a curated record. The transcript has 19 exons. Lineage: Eukaryota; Metazoa; Chordata; Actinopteri; Syngnathiformes; Syngnathidae. Bases 88 to 2553 code for a protein of 821 amino acids.
CUCUGUGCCAAGGGGAGGUCUUCCCCCGUCUCUCCCCCCCGCGCACCGACGCUGGCGGGGGAAGAGGAAGGUUUCUGUUGGGACGGAAUGCCAAGUUCUCACACUCCUUUUUGGACCAUGGCAGACAACAAGCAGCGCCGAAAAGCCUCUGGAAGUGCAAGUCUCUCGUCAACCCACUCCUGCGGGUGGAGCAUGGGUACGACUGCCAGCGCAGCGCCGCUGCCGCCGCCUCCGCUUGAAGGUGACCGAGGUGUCCACGACAACGGGAUGGCCGACAGCAGGCCGUCGCUCAGCAUGAGCCCGUUUCACACAGUCAACGUCCACAACAACAAGGCCAAGUCCAUUAUCACCAACAAGGUCGCACCUGUGGUCAUCACGUACAAUUGCAAGCAGGAGUUUCAGAUUCACGAUGACAUCCGCAAGAGCAACUACAAAGUUGGACGGAUAUCAGACGCCAUGCCCGAGCAUUACCUGGUGCAGGGCGAGUACUUCAUGGUGCAGGACGUGUACAGCAAAGCGGACGUCCUCAGCACGACCGGCUCCUUCGGGGCACCCAAUUUCCGUCAGGUGAAGGGAUCGUACCCACUGUAUGGGAUGGGUCAGCCCAGCCCUAGCGGCUUUAAACGCGUCCUGCAGAGGCUCCAAGCGCAAGGACACGAGGAGGUUGUUUUUGUCUGCGUGCGAGAGGAGCCGGUGGUCUUCCUGCACAAGGGUGACGACUUUGUCUCGUACACCCCCAGGAGGAAGGAGAACCUCCACGAGAACCUCCACGGCCUGGAAAAGGGGCAGCCGGUGGAAGCGCUGGAGCUUACUGUCAGGAAGGAGCUCCAUGACUUUGCCAAGCUGAACGAAAACACCUACUACGUGUACAACGACAUUGAGUACCUGAAAGACGAGCCUCAGAAGGUGGUCAUCACGUGCGAGGAGGACAUCCACGUGACCGAGGAGGUUUACAAGCGGCCCGUGUUCACCAUGCCGGCGUACAGGUAUUAUAGAUUGCCGCUGCCUGUCGAGGGAGCGCCUUCAGAAGACGACUUUGAUGCUUUUGUCAACAUACUCAGGGAGAGUCCCGGCUUGUCCCUGCGACACGAGGCAACGCCGAAGCUUCCCGCGGUGCUCUUCAGCUGCCAGGUGGGCGUCGGCCGCACCAACCUGGCCAUGAUCCUGGGCGCCCUGGCCAUCAACCGCGUUUGGGGCAACUCUCGCCCACUGGCUCCGGUUGAGGAACCGGCAGAGGCGCGUGCGGAGCCCAGACCCGUUUUCCGCAUCAUCCAGUCUCUGAUCGUCAAGCUGCCAAAUGGACAGCAAGUAUUGGAGGAGGUGGACCAGGCCAUCGCGCUGUGUUCGGAAAUGCACAACAUCAAAGAGGCAAUCUACGAGAACAAAAGUAAAUUGGAAGGCAUCGGAGAUGAUUAUCAGAUUCAGGGAAGCAGCACCAAAGAGUACUUCCUCAACAGAACCCGGCAGAGCUUGGAGCGCUACUUCUACCUGAUUGUGUUUAACGCGUACCUCCACGAGCAGUAUCCCCUCGCCUUCGUGUGCAACUUCAGCCAGUGGAUGUGCCGCCAUACUUGGCUCUAUCGCUUGCUGGCACGUAUGGACCUUUCCGAGUUGUCGGCGUCGGCUGAGCUGGUCACCAGAGGAGCCCGUGUUCUGGUGGCUGGCGAGUAUUUAGCGCCCGACGUCCUGAGCACGGCCAAGGAGAUGAAGGCGCUCAACUUCAGACGCGUACCCAAGAUGCCCAUCUACGGAAUGUCGCAGCCCACGUCCGAGGCGGCCGGAGCCGUGCUGGCCCACCUGACGGACGAGAAGCGCAAGCACAGCCGCAUUCUGUGGGUCAACCUGCAGGAAGAGCUUGUUUUAGAAGCCAACGGGCAGAUCUUCACACCCAGGGAGCCGUCGCGCUUGGAUCAGCACAUUGCCAUCCCAACGUCAGACCCGCUCAUCAUUGAGAAGCUGGAGACGUCCCUCAAAGAGGAGAUUCUGCGUGCCCAGAAGUGGCUGGAGGUGACUCUUGAGCAGGAGAAGCAGAUGAAGAUGUUCAAGAGCGUUCUGACGGCGCAGGAGAUCUUGGCGCAGCACAAGAAGGCCACGCCGGCCCUUGCCUAUAAGCGCAUCCCUUUGCCCGACUGCGCCGCCCCCUGGGAGGAGGAUUUUGAUACGCUGCUGGACGCCAUGAAGGGCUCGCUGGCCGAGGACUCGCGCUCGGCCUUCGUCUUCAACUGCUCCAACGGCAAAGGCAGGACCACCACAGCCAUGGUGCUCUCCGUGCUCACUUUGUGGCACUUCAAUGGCUUUCCGGAGUUUCCCGAGGACGAGAUCGUCAGCGUCCCUGAUGCCAAGUACACCAAAGGGGAGUUUCAGGUGGUGAUGCAGCUGGUGCGCCUGCUCCCCGACGGCCACCGCAUUAAGCGCGAGGUGGACAUGGCCCUGGACUCGGUCUCCGAAACCAUGACGCCCAUGCACUACCACCUGAGGGAGAUCAUCAUCUGUACCUACAGACAGGUCAACCUCUUUCUCAGAUCUGGGGGGUGGGGGGGGGGGAGACCCUGAAAUGAUGGUCAUAAACAUCCGUCACAAGGUACAAAAUGAACCCGUACAUAUUUAUCAAAAAUUGUAGCGCACUGAGUGAUUGCACUCACCGCCAGUGUCCCAUAGAGGGGGAAAGGCAGCCUCCUUUUCCCACCUCAGCUGGUGUCCAGCGCACAUGAACGAGAGGAAUGCAGGCACGAGCGGCCGAGCGUGGAAAAAUUGAUUAUGAUGUAACUUAAUGGAAGCUGGUUGGAUGAGAAGGGGCCAAGAGAAGCAGUGAAGGAAAUGAAAUGUUCCUUAAUAUCCGUCGCAGGCUUUCAGAUAGCUCAUCUAUCAAUUUCCAGUCUUGCGAGAUGGAAAGUCCUCGCUGGAUGCAGAAAGUUGGCGGGAAAAGAGGGAAGUCUUUCCGAACAUUAUGUACAAUAUGUUAAGAUGUGUUGUUUUGAUUGGUUUUGUCUGUGUAAACUAACAAAGCCGAAGGAGAACAAAAGUAGCUUGUGAAAGAAAAAGGCUCGGCUUUAUGCCUUUUUGAACAAACGCUGCAAUCAUUGCACCUCUGCACUCCGUCAGCUGGAGCCGGAGGCACCCGGGCCCACUCGGCGGGCCUAUCAAUGGGACUUAUUGUCUUCCGCCUACAGUCGGGGUCCGGGUCUGUCUCUCGGUGACGCCGUGUAAAAAAGCCAACGCGAAGAACAACCGCUUGCAAUUUUUCGAUUUUAUCGGGAAGCCAGAUUAGGGUGUGCCAACUCUGUCCAGAUGUUGAAGCGGGUAUGUCCCUUAAAAAGUUCAUGGAAUAAUUUAAGUGAACUAUUUUCCACACUUUAGAUUGGCCAGUCAUUUGUAAAAACCACAGACAGACUUAUGCGGGCACUGAUCAAUAGAUUGGAGAAAAACAUGUAAUUGACCAAAUAUGGAUAUCGGAGAUUUCCGCCCGAUGGUAAUGACAUUUAUUGGGUUUUAAAUAAUAU